Molecule: messenger RNA, 858 nt
Organism: Podarcis muralis (Common wall lizard)
Lineage: Eukaryota; Metazoa; Chordata; Lepidosauria; Squamata; Lacertidae
Product: ribonuclease pancreatic-like
Biological process (GO): defense response to Gram-positive bacterium
Molecular function (GO): nucleic acid binding; RNA nuclease activity
Source: RefSeq, a predicted model, not a curated record
AACUUUCAAACAUUUCCGAUUCAAUUUUUUUAAAAAUUCUCUGGUAAACUCCUAUUGGGCAAGUGGCUUGAAGUUCAUUUCUUCUUUUCCCUGUCCCCUGCCCCUUUUAAGCUUUGGGCAGCAGCAGCCUGAAGGACAGACUCGCCUCUUCGAAAAGUCGCACGCAUAACUCAAGACCGGAUUGAACUUGGAAGAUUCUUAGACGCCGCCAUGCUGAUCUCUAGCUGCCUGCUGGUUCGUCUGGCCAUCCUUCUCAGUGUCCUCCUGGUGCAGUCCUGCGAAGCGCAGUCUUGGGAAGCUUUUCAAAACAAGCACAUUGAUUAUCCCCGGACCCGAGCCUCCAACCCCAGUGCCUACUGCAACCUCAUGAUGGUGAAGAGGAAUCUGAAUCCAAUUAGAUGCAAACCAAGGAAUACUUUCAUCAACCAUGACAAUGAGUCUGUCCUACAGGUCUGCGGCAAUGGUGGGACGCGUUGGCAAGGUAAUUUCUAUGACAGCAACGAGAGCUUCCCCAUGAUUGACUGCAGGUACACCGAUGGUAAACCUCCUAAGGACUGCAAAUACAAAGGCACAGAGACCUCCAAACGCAUUCGUGUGGCCUGCGAAGAAAAGAAGCCCGUUCACCUGGAGAAGCUGCUGUGAUAGGCAGAAAACCACACAAGCCACGCUCUGCGCAUUGAAGCCGGAAUGCUUCUUUGGCCAUUUCUCCCUGCAAGGCGACCAAAUCAUUGAAUUCCCCCAGUUUAACAGUCAUUUGCCCUUUUCAGGGGACCCUGGGAGCUGUGGCUCUAAGGGCAAUGACGCCGGGCUUCUAACUACGCAUUCUGUUGCUUUCUCUCAAUGGCUAUUCUCUCAAUA